AUUACGACGGGAACGCGACUUUACGGCUUCUGAGGUACACAAGACAAGUGCGCAGGCGCAGUUUGCUGACCUUCCGUAAUAAGCAAGCAUGGCUGUUAGGACUUUGGCGAAAGGUCUUUGGGGUCUCCGGCAGUCGCGGGCUGUUACAAUAGGAUACUCGUGUAAUGGGCAUCACUAUUCCACUGCAGAGUCAAUUAAAGUGUCUCAGCCCGAACCCAACGAUGUUAAUGAAAAAGUAUUGAGCCUGCCAUUGGAAAAGCCAGACUUUUUCCGUGUGUCAGAGCUGUUCUCCUUGAAAGAUUUGUUCGACGCCAGGGUGCAUCUUGGGCAUAAAAAAGGCUGCAGGCACAGACUUAUGGAGCCUUACCUAUAUGGCUGUCGUUUGGAGCAAGACAUAAUUGAUCUGGACCAGACUGUGGAGCACCUUCAGCAAGCCCUCAACUUCACGGCCCAUGUAGCGUACCGUGGUGGCGUCAUACUGUUUGUCAGCCGGCGGCGUCAAUUUAGCCACCUAAUUGAAAACACUGCUAAGGAUUGUGGGGAGUAUGCCCAUACGCGGUACUGGCAGGGCGGCCUCCUUACCAACGCUCAUAUCCAGUACGGCGUAGGAGUCCGCUUACCAGACCUCAUCAUCUUCCUCUCCACCCUCAACAAUGUUUUUCAGCAGCAUGUGGCAAUUAGAGAUGCAGCUAAGAUGAACAUUCCAACAGUCGGUGUGGUAGACUCUAACUGCAACCCAUCCCUGGUGACGUACCCUGUGCCUGGGAAUGAUGAUACACCAGUUGCGAUGGAGUUGUACUGUCGCUUAUUCAAGAUGACUAUCAACCGUGCCAAGGACAGAAGGAGACAGAUGGAGCUUCUCCAUGGAUUGUCAGCACCUCCGUCACCACCUUCAUGACACAGUAUUUAUUCAUAGACCAGAGACAUUGGAAGUAAGAAAAAGUUAAGACUGCUCGGUAUUCAUUCACAUAUGCACUUGACAAAGAUCUGAUGCCGGGGUGCAGAGCAGAGUUGAACUGGCCACAUCUGUUAGUGAAUCUUGUUCAUGUGGUUUGUUCUAUUUGCAGUAUUUUGCUUACUCUAGACCUGCAAACUGCAGCUGCCUCCAAAUUUGUCAUGCAUCACCACUGACAAAACAUUUAUAGUGAUCAUUGUACAGCAGUUCUCUUCAACUGUAAAAUAUAACCAAAAUAAGAACUAAAACUUCUUUGACAUUGGUAGUGUCAAGUUUAUUUUUCAGCUCUAGAUCAUAUUUUGCUGUCAUAUAGAAUUUCUCAAUGUACUGGCGAAAUUUUGGGAUCUUCUACACCUCAUCGGAUUUGUGUGUGGCCUUGUACAUGGGUUAUAAAACAAACACUGUUUAUUUCAGUUCAUGUGCAUGCAAUGCUUAUUUGUUACGAUUUCUUUGUGUGUGCAAGAAUAAAGUCAUUAUUGGUGAGAACUACCCAAGUAAACAAAAUGUAUGCUA
Molecule: messenger RNA, 1468 nt
Organism: Sphaeramia orbicularis (orbiculate cardinalfish)
Lineage: Eukaryota; Metazoa; Chordata; Actinopteri; Kurtiformes; Apogonidae
Gene: mrps2
Product: mitochondrial ribosomal protein S2
Exons: 4
Coding region: 89-898 (269 amino acids)
Biological process (GO): translation
Cellular component (GO): mitochondrial small ribosomal subunit; ribosome
Molecular function (GO): structural constituent of ribosome
Source: RefSeq, a predicted model, not a curated record